UACCGUAGUUAAUAUUGACCCAACCAUGGUUAAAAUAAAGCAGUUUAUAACACAGAAACACACUUCUCUCAUCUCUAGACUCACUCACAACAAAAAUGAUGAUCGGAGAAAAUAAUAACCGGCCACAUCCAACGAUCCAUAUCCCUCAAUGGGAUCAAAUCAACGAUCCAACGGUCACAAUCUCUUCACCAUUCUCUUCCGUCAACAUUAACGGCGUUAACGACUACCCACACUCUCCGUCACCGUACUUCGAAUCCUUCGCUUCUCUCUUCCGUUACCUCCCGUCAAACGAGUUAACAAACGAUUCCGACUCAUCAAGCGGAGACGAGUCAUCAUCACUCACCGACUCGUUCUCCUCCGACGAGUUUCGCAUGUACGAGUUCAAAAUCCGGCGAUGCGCUCGAGGCCGAUCUCAUGAUUGGACGGAGUGUCCGUUUGCUCAUCCCGGAGAAAAAGCUCGCCGACGUGAUCCAAGGAAGUUUCAUUACGCCGGCACCGCUUGUCCUGAGUUUCGAAAAGGAAGUUGUAGAAGAGGUGAUUCGUGUGAGUUCGCUCAUGGAGUUUUCGAGUGUUGGCUUCAUCCUUCUCGUUAUCGUACUCAACCGUGUAAAGACGGAACGAGUUGCCGGAGAAGAAUCUGUUUCUUCGCUCAUACGACGGAGCAGUUACGUGUUUUACCUUGUUCGUUAGAUCCAGAUCUUGGAUUCUUCUCAUCGACUUCUCCGACUUCGAUUCUUGUUUCUCCUUCGUUUUCACCACCGUCGGAAUCUCCGCCGCUUUCUCCGAGUACCGGUGAACUUAUUGCGUCGAUGAGAAAAAUGCAAUUGAACGGAGGUGGUUCCUGGAGUUCUUCUCCGGUGAGAUCUGGAGUUAGGUUACCUUUUUCGUCGUCUUUGCGUCCGAUUCAGGCGCAGACGUGGCCGAGGAUAAGAGAGUUUGAGAUCGAAGAAGCUCCGGCGAUGGAGUUUGUGGAAUCUGGGAAAGAGCUGAGAGCGGAGAUGUAUGCAAGACUCAGUAGAGAGAACUCACUCGGUUGAGUCGACUCGGUCGAGUCUUUGAUGACGUGGCGACUCGGUCGAGUCUUUGAUGACGUGGCGACUCGAUCUGAUUUUUAUUUUUUUGUGAAUAUUGUGGUGAUUUUUCAGGUGUGUAGAUAAAUGACGUGGCGACUCGAUCUUUAGUGACGUUUCAACGGAUGAUGAAGAAAACAGCUAGGAGGAGAAUUGAGAGCUAUUCUUCUGGCUUUUUUCUCUGCAAUUUUUAAUAUUUCUUGUUUUUUAUUUUUGUUAUCGGCUUUACUUUGUUUGUUGUUUAUUAAUGUUAUAUCAUUUUGUAAUUAGUUCUCAAAUGUAUUUGGAUAAUUAUCUUUGUCUGAGAAAACAAUAUUUCAGUUGUUA
This is a messenger RNA of Arabidopsis lyrata subsp. lyrata, 1397 nucleotides long. Its product is annotated as zinc finger CCCH domain-containing protein 23. Gene Ontology annotation, molecular function: metal ion binding. The record is from RefSeq and is a predicted model, not a curated record. The transcript has a single exon. The coding region runs from base 96 to 1037 and encodes 313 amino acids. NCBI's taxonomy places the organism in Eukaryota, Viridiplantae, Streptophyta, Magnoliopsida, Brassicales, Brassicaceae.